AUGUGCGAAGCGAGGAGAUGGGUGAAAGAAGGUAAAAGACCGGUCGCCCGUCACAUGAGUAGUUGUGCAACACCAAGGUCGGCGCUUGCCAAUAUCGUGGGGACAGGCAACCGGUCUCCGACGGGGAAGGCAAGCGCCCCGCCGAAGCGCUUUCACCGCGACCCGGUGUCACGAAUGGGAGUUUCGCCACUCCAAGUUCGGCCUCUCAGCACCCACGUCAUCCGCGUGACUUCGGCCUUCCUGCGCCUCGGACCUCCUCUCCCCGCUUCGGCACCUGCACUGCCUUCUUCUCCAACUAUACGCUCACAACCCUCUCGCCCCCGACUCUUACGUGA
Messenger RNA from Microbotryum saponariae, 335 nucleotides. The record is from the annotation of a GenBank genome assembly. NCBI's taxonomy places the organism in Eukaryota, Fungi, Basidiomycota, Microbotryomycetes, Microbotryales, Microbotryaceae.